GAGUGAACGAGAUCAUAGAAAAUUGGAAAGAUUUUAAGGGAUUCGAGUUUGGCGGAUGAUGAAAAUGUCGCACGUAGCAAUUCCACCAUGCUUGUUCUUCCUCGUUGUCUUCUUUCUUGUCGGCACCUAUUGUCAACAAGAAACUUCUCAGGCACGAUACAAGUUCUCACAACUCAUACCGACGAACUCGGUGUAUGAACAUCGAGAAAGUGAUGUACCUUUGGAAUGGGGCAAAAAAAAUGAUACAUCAUUGUUACUUCGUUCGCUCGAGGAAAAUAACGUCAUGGAUAUGUCACGAUUGAAUUCAAAGGAAAAUACAGAAGAAAUAGAAGAAGAGGGAGAAGAAGAGGUAGAAGAAGACGAUGGCGUAGCUGAUGAGUGUGAUUACGAAAUCAAUGCUAAAUCGGGAAUUCCUUCUGAUUAUAUUAAAGAGCAAUCGAAAUGCAAGCGACCGAUACACGAACAUAAUCCACUUUCAAAUGUCGAUGGUCUUCAUAAUGCUAGGAAUCGCGAAUACGACGAAGAUCAUUCGACGAAUCAGUACGAUUCGUAUUAUUAUUACGAGGAUUAUGAUAACAAUAAUCGAUCGCAAUACAAAACCGUAGACGCAGAAACCGUCGAUUAUGCGGACUUUGAAACACACGACGCAACUACCGAAAGAUCGGCAGAAUUAAAUAAUCACGAAGAUCAUCCUUUCAUCGACGAAAGACUUUUAAACGAGGACAACGAAGAGGAUGAUUCGAUCUCUACAACGAAUACAGAUGCUAAAGAAGUGACUUCGAUGGAGGGUAGCAACAAAAACUUUGCCUUUAUGAAUCCACCAAAACUGUCACCGUCAUCGGACGAUCCUGACGAGUUAGAAAGUUCGAUCUUGAUCGGUGAAGCUAUUGUAUCUGUAGUGACAACAAAAAGUGUCGUCAAUGGAACGAUUUCUAUUCCAACGAGCACACCAACGCCAAUGACUACUGAACAAGUAGCACCACCACCGUCAUUGACCAAAGAAAAAUCUAUCGAUGAUCGAAUAUUAGAAAGUACUACGACUGAGGAUUCCAGAGUAUUGGCUUUUGUACAAACUAGUCGUAGCAUAAAUGGUGCACGUUUUCUACCAUUUCCGGUGGUAGAUCGAGUCGUACGAAUAAACAACGAUGCUGCGGCCAUGACCUCAAUAAAAAAGACAUUUCCACCUCCAGAAUCAACGGAAAGCAUCAUCGAUAAACUUGAUAGAGUGCAAUCUGAAUUAUCAAGUGGUUUCCUUGUCGGUGGCUUCAGAACAGCUGGUAAUACAUUGCAGUUGGAUGUUUUAAAUGAUAGAGAUCGUACAACUCGUCGUAAAUAUGUUACAUCUACGAGCGGUAGUAGUACUACUACUAGCAAAACUCCUAUUAUUAGUAAAUUUGUACCUAGAAGGUACAAUGACAAGAGGUUUGAUCGUACGAAUGUUAACAACUCUUCUGAAGGGUUCUUACAUGAUUCUGAUUCCAAUGGGAUGACUACUAAUACGCCACGAGCGAAGAUAGCGUUCAAAUGGCCUUCUGGAAAAACUACAACGCCAUUAAACUCCGAUGAAACAAAGUCUACGACUCAGGCCAGCACAGCUGCUACUAAAAAGACCAAUACACAAAUCAUCUUCCAAGAUGUCAAAUCUUUCCUACCACCUGGUUUUAAAUUAUCAAAAGAAGAUCGACAGGAAAUAACAGAACGUAGUGCUUUGAGCGAUAUUUUAGCAAAAUCAAAGGUUGAUGUCUCUAAACUUUUGCCGGCUGAUUAUAACAAAAAAAAGAACAGCGAAAUAAUACCUGCUAGUGUUGAUUCAUCGAACUUUACUACAGAAAAAAUUUCCAUUCAAAAUCUUUUUGCCAAUUCGAAGUUUGACGUAACUGCAUUGUUACCUCGUGAUUAUACAGAAAAAGCGACGAAUUCGUCAGAAUCAAAGAAUAAUGAAUCGAGUGAUGCUAAUAAUAAUAAUAAUUCCACUUUAACGGGCACUGAACCGACUACAGCUAAAGCUAGUGGUUUGAAAAUUGUAUUUCCUAGCAGACCAGGUGGACGGAAACUUGGUCAUAAAAUUACAACUCCUCAGAGUCAUCGAAUCGAUGGACUUCCUGCAAUUACUCCACGUAUACAAAAAGGAUGGCCAACUAGAGCUACCACCGAGUUUACUGGCUGGCCAACUCCAUCUACUACUCCAAUCUCAAUUGAAAAACUCUUGGAAGUCGCAAGAACUGCAACAGAUAUUUCUGUGAACAUGUCGGUCGUCGAAACUACAAGUGCUGUUUCAAUAACAUCUACGACAACUACGACAACGACUACACCAAGAUCAACGACUAUUGGAAUAUGCGAGGAAGAGUGUGAAGUUGCUGGUACUAUACGAAUAAUUGGUAAUACUAUUUGGGUGCCAGAAUUACUCGAUCGUAAUACUCAAGAAUGGCAGCAACUUGCAAACGAGAUUGAAAGAGAUAUGAAUUUCGUUUUUUCAAAGUCUACCGUUUUAAUGAAUUGGUACAAAAAAAUAAGAAUCGAUUCGUUCAGCCAAGGUAGUAUUCUAGUAGACUUUUUCAUUGAACUCGUGAACUUACCGCAAAGAAUCAACACGCAAGAAUUGAAAGUAAUAUUUCACGAUUCUUUGAGAACGUAUAAUUCGAGUCGUUGGAAUGAGACGAAGGGUAAAGGAGACAUGAAGUUAGGCGUAUUUACGAUAGAUCCCAAAUCUACUGAUUUUGUAGUGAUACCCAAGGUUCCUUCCUCCAACAUAAUUGAAAACGAAGAUAGAUUAAUACCUCAGUGGGCAGUUGUUAUGAUAGUCAUCGGUAUUGGAGGAUUAUUAUUCAUUAUUGUAUUCGGUGUUUCCGUACUGGUCAAUCGUCAAAAUGGUUCAAAGUUGAAACCCUCUGUAUCUACUAUUUACGAAGAUGGAAUUGGAAAAAAUAUACUGGGAAAUUCACAUGCAACCUCGUUGAACAGAUCUAAUGAUUAUCCGAAGCAAAUACAUACAAUAUGGACUGAUCCAGAUGUCUCAUGGAACGAUAAAUCAUUUGAAUCGACAUCUAAUAAGGUAUUAGUAGACAGAUCAUUUCAAGAAGGUAAAAAAUAUAACCUCCACGAUAGUUGGCGAUCUGAAUGGAACGGGUAUUAUUCUAAUCCAUCACACGGAAAUAAUAAAUACGGCGGCUAUCAUCAUCAUCAUCAUCAACAUCCAGAUUAUGAUACGAAUUUUUAAAAUUGAUAACAAUAAACUGUUAUCUUUGUAAUUUAUAAGUUAAUUUAUUCGUGUAGGUAUUUACUUCAGACGAUCAUUGCCUCUUAAGUAGGUGUAAUGGAUAUGAUGCAGUACCCAUUAAUAAGAAAAAGGAUUACGAAUUUGUAUAGGAAGGACAUAAAAUUAUUAACAUUAUUUAUAAAAAAUUAAAAACAUUUUUUUUUUUCUUUUGAUACGUACUGCAAUUAUUAUCAUCGAAAAAUAAACUUAAAAUAUAAAAAAUUUGAUUUUUCUACUCUAGUCAAAAUAAUAAAUUAUUUUAAUUUGUAAUUAUUAAAAUAAUUUGAAAAGAGGAACGCUUACUUUAAAAUAGAUAAAAUUGUAAAACAAAAAAUAACAUAUUUCUUAUUUUCUAUUGAAUAGACGAUACUACUUACGAAAGACAUAAUCCUGAAUACGUACGAAAUAAUAAAGCAUCAGAAGAGAGUAAUGAGAGUAAAGAUAAGGAACAUCAUUUAUUUUGGCAAUAAUCUAUCUGGCCACGUUAGAUUCAUGAAUAUUGAGCUCUUUGUUUCUUUUCGAAUUUCUAUCUGACGUCUAAGUAAGCAUAAGAGCUUUUGAUACAAAAACGAUCGCCUAGAUAACAUAAAGAAUUAUAAAGUACUUUCAUCUUUCAUAAAACAAAAUAAAAAUAUUAUCGAAAAAUCUGCGAGAAAAUUACCUAUUAGCAGGCUUACAGAUUGUUAAAUGAUCCUGUGGAAUUUCAAAAAAUUCACCUACACCAGGAUCUGUGAAUGAAUAACCUUAUGAAUAAUCUUGUUAUACAAGAAAUAAAAAAGAAAUAUUUUCUUAAUAAUCAUCUAAAAAACUUCACCUGCUGAAUUAGGAGUGACGAAUUGGAAUGGAAAUUUUAAAGCAGUUACCAGGGUAGAUUUUGUUUCACUGAAACUCACGAUAUUUAUAGGAUAAUUGUUUAACAUCUCAAUAAAAUCUUUGUGCAAUCCAAGAAGAUGCGGUGACUCUGUGGAAUAUAAAUAUAACGUAUAAAAAUAGUUAUGCUUUCUUAUAAAUAUUUAUAUUGUUUUUAAAAUAGUAAUUCACCUUCUCGUAAUUCCUGCACCUCUAUUGAUGGCCAUAUAAGCAUUUGUGUUGCUUGCGUUAAUGCAGCUAUAUGCGAACCACGAUGUGGAGUACUAUAAAAUACUAUUCCGCGUGUAUUUUUGCAUAUGUUAUUCUUAUCCCCACUUUUCCAUUCUAUACAAAGUUAUUGAUGUAUUGUACCGAUAUAUGAAAGCAGCGAAAUAUUUACUUAUUUAUUAUCGAUCUUCUUUAAUUACUGACCUUCGACGAGCAUUUUUUUAACUAAUAAACCACCCAUAGAAUGACAAA
This is a messenger RNA of Vespula vulgaris, 4585 nucleotides long. RefSeq lists its product as uncharacterized. The record is from RefSeq and is a predicted model, not a curated record. Lineage: Eukaryota; Metazoa; Arthropoda; Insecta; Hymenoptera; Vespidae. The transcript has 10 exons. Bases 56 to 3217 code for a protein of 1053 amino acids.